Messenger RNA from Fusarium odoratissimum NRRL 54006, 768 nucleotides. RefSeq lists its product as uncharacterized. Bases 1 to 768 code for a protein of 255 amino acids. The transcript has a single exon. The record is from RefSeq and is a predicted model, not a curated record. Lineage: Eukaryota; Fungi; Ascomycota; Sordariomycetes; Hypocreales; Nectriaceae.
AUGACAGUUGGCGCUACAGACAGGAGCCCUGAGCACCGUGGUGUUCACGUCCCCAACCCUCCUGGUACCGAGUCAAACAUAGCUUUAUACUAUGUGGCCACCGCUCGGCAGACGAACCGGCCUCCGGGUCUUGUCAAGCCACAUGUCGACUUGAAGACCGGUCGGUACACCGUACGCCCUGUUGGAAGCCUGCGAAACUUCCUGAACCGCUUAUUCAGUACUGGCUAUUAUGACAAGCAGCUCAAGCAGUACGUCCGUGGGAGUAUCGCCAUCCCAGACUACAAGGGUGUAGGAAUCAACAUGUACACUAUGCCAGAUGCAUCAACCGGCAUGAUUGAAUGCGACACCGUCACGUUGAUGAACUCGCGCGCUGAGUCCCGAAACUUGACUCUGGCAGCUCCUUUCUGGAACUAUAGCCACAACUUCCAGAAGGAGCCCGCCAAGGUAAAAUUCCACGAGAAUUUCCCCGGCCUUGCCCGUGCAUACAAGGAAUGCGAAUUCGAUGGUGAAGUUGCACGUCUCGUCGAAACUCUUCAAGAUGUCCCUGCUGGCUAUGCGUUCUGCACUGGCGGUCCCGGUUCCGGAAAGACUACCACUGUGCACAAUAUUGUGAAAGCCAUCCUUUUUGGUACUGUUGAGAAUAUCGAUAUCUCUGACCCUAAUGCCGAGCAAUGGGAAACUUCUGAAGCACCCGCUGACGACAAGUCUAAUCUCCCAGAGAUCCCUCAAUAUGAAGUCGUGCCCAUUCCAAGUGGUGCCAACCUUUAG